CAGUCCCAUCCUUCAUUAACACAACAGCUCAAAUAAUUGGAAUCCAAAAUGUUUUCUUUCAAUUCGGUAUGUUUUAGCUUGAUCCUUCUUUCAAUGUGUCAGUUACAAGAAAAAUAUGUAAGUGGACAAGAAGUUCAACUUCCUCCUGGUCAAGAAUGCCAAAUGACACCGGUUAUUCAUGUUCUACAACAUCCAGGAUGUGUACCCAAACCCAUUCCAUCAUAUGCUUGUAUUGGUAAAUGUACAAGCUACGUUCAGGUUUCUGGUAGUAAAAUUUGGCAAAUGGAACGAUCUUGCAACUGUUGUCAAGAAUCAGGAGAAAGAGAGGCGACAGUGGUGCUGUUCUGUCCUAAAGCUAAAAGCGAGGAGAAGAGAUUCCGAAAGGUAACUACGAAAGCUCCCUUAGAAUGCAUGUGUCGUCCAUGUGGUAGCAUUGAAGAAAGUUCAAUAGUUCCUCAAGAAAUUGCGGGAUACGCUGACGAAGGAUUCUUACAGAGUCAGUUUAGAAAAACUUUAUAAAUACAUAAUUAAAAAUGCAACUGUAAUUAAUGCGCUCAUAUGGACUGUUAUGAUUUUAGUUAAAUGUUAAAUAAAAAUCCUUGACCAAUUUAA
Melitaea cinxia (Glanville fritillary) is the source of this 612-nucleotide messenger RNA. RefSeq names its product bursicon (gene Burs). Gene Ontology annotation, molecular function: receptor ligand activity; BMP binding. Lineage: Eukaryota; Metazoa; Arthropoda; Insecta; Lepidoptera; Nymphalidae. The record is from RefSeq and is a predicted model, not a curated record. The transcript is spliced from 4 exons. Bases 49 to 519 code for a protein of 156 amino acids. Gene Ontology annotation, biological process: animal organ morphogenesis.